Orbicella faveolata is the source of this 1545-nucleotide messenger RNA. Its product is annotated as progranulin-like. Gene Ontology annotation, biological process: defense response. Lineage: Eukaryota; Metazoa; Cnidaria; Anthozoa; Scleractinia; Merulinidae. Gene Ontology annotation, cellular component: extracellular region. The record is from RefSeq and is a predicted model, not a curated record.
ACGUUUUCAUUACGGUAUAGAUGAAUCACUACGUUCGUUUAGUCUUCACACUGCUGUGCAUUUAUGUGUCUCUCUCCUAUGCUGAUGAAACUACAGAGAGGACAGUCUCAGCUCCGCUCCUAGAGCCACAACCAAAUUUGGUGAUAUGUCCAGAUGGAGUAGUUUGCCGAGGAGGACAGCAAACGUGUUGCCCAAGUUCCCCCUCAAGAACGAGGUUUAGAUGCUGCAGGUUUGCUUACGCUAAUUGCUGCCCUGAUUAUCUAACUUGUUGCCCUCGCGGUUGGACAUGCUAUACUUCAUUACACAGAUGCGUGCGACCCGGCACGCAUUCAUCUGUAUUGCAAAUGCCGGCCAGUCUGCUAGUUAAUAGCACAAACAAACAUUGCCAUGAUGGUACAGCUGACAUUGACCCAAAGGUUAGCAGAAUUACACCUUCACAACAGGAAGAAACAGCUUUGAAGACAAGUGGCUUCAUCGGCACCUCCGGCGACGUUUUCUCCCCUGAUGAAAAAUAUCAGUGUCCAGAUGGGACAAGCACUUGUGAGCUCUCUUCUGGAAUACAUGGCUGCUGUCUCAUCCAAAAUGCAAGGUGGGUAAAGAUAAGGGACACCAUUCCACCCCCACAAUCAGAUGACGCCGACCCUGAGGCAGAGGACAGAGGACCGUAAUACGGCUUAAAUCUAGAAACAAAUAGCGAAAACAAAAUUUUAAAUACAUGAGUAAAGUUCUGGACCAGUAUAACCAGGAUUUUUGUUUUGUCUUUUUUGUUUUAUUCCAAGGGACGGACCAUUAUUUUUCCGGAGGGGGGGGUUGGAAAAUAUUGCAAAAAAAAAAUCAUUUAGAGGGCCUAAAAAGACUGCUAAAUAGAUUGCUUGCAAACAUGAUAUGUAUAACAAAAAUAAUUUGCAUAGAGGUCAGAGAAACUUGUAACCAAUUAAUGAAAAAGAAAAAUUCAAAACUGAAAUUUAGACUAAAAGUAUGUAGUUGUUUGUAGACAGGGUAUAUGGCUCCAUUAAAAUCAACAUUUUAUUUGACCAAAUUAGAAUACCAAAUAUUGCAUGAAAUAAAUAAUUGAAAUAAAUAAAAGUAGCUGAGUAGGAAUUAAAAUGGUGAGUGUUUUAUAGAUAAACAACAAGCCAUUACUAGGAGCUUACAUGUAUAACAUAGAUUGGGGAUGGCUUUUCUGAAAUUUUCUUCGAAAAAUAGUUUAAAAUAUUGCUCUUUUCAAUAACACAAGGAAUGGACAUUUAAAAUUCAAGCAACGGUUUCGCUUUUCACUGCCGCCAAUCAUCAUACUGAACGUCUCGGAAAACGAAAAAGAUGAGUCCACAAGUGUCAAAAGGUAACGUUCGCGGGCAGUGAUUGGUGGAUUUCGAUUCGCUUUGUAGAUCCCUCUGUUUCCAAUUCGUUGCAGAUCGCCGCCGUAAAAUAUUAAAUUAAAAAAUGAUUGACGGCAACAAAAAGCGAAUCUCCUUUUUGUGUCAGAACGUGGUUAAAAAAGAUCGGAAAAAAAAUUGUUUGCAGGAAGGUGUCGUUCGAAAAAAA